UGUUGUGUUUUUGUUCUUUUCAUUUUAUAAACGCGGAAAACAAUUUCUUUCUAAGUAUUCAAAUUGUUUUUAAAAGUGUCUAUUGCUUUGUUAUUUGGUAUUAAAUCGGGAUUUAUAAAUUGUGAUGUGAUGGAUGGUGAUAGAUUCUUGAUUGAAGAGCUAUCUAGCAAUGAUGUAUCUGAGCUAGAAUUGUCGGAAUUCAAAGAAACUGAACCAAUAAAGGUUUUGGAUAUAAUAACACCAGAUAACUCCAAGCCCUCGAACACCACCCAUGUUAGCAGUAAUGAUGGAGCUGCUAUGUCAAAACAGGCUCCUAGCUACAACGCCAUUGGUGGUGAAGGGGAAGCUGCACUGAUCAAGCGUUUUGUGCGCGGUGAAGUCGACUUCCCGGAUUAUUAUACUAAAUUAGAGCCGGGCGAAGAAGAAGAGGAUGAUGUGGAUAAAGUCGAGUUGGAGGCACUCGAACAACAAAAAUAUGAUAUUGACAUGAAGCAUUCAACGUCACAAGAAGUGACGUCCGAACCUCGGGUACAUUCCGCCGGCGUUGUUGAACGUAAAGCGGUAGACACGAGCCUGAAUGAGCCUAGUUGGCGUGGGGGAGCUGGUGCUAGUGGUAGUAGUAGCAGCACACCCCGUCGUCGUACGGUACUCAAUGCAGCACUGCAGGGUCUCAUGGGUGAAGCGAAUUUAAGUUAUGCACGGGGCCAAAUUGAUAUAGCGGAGAAAAUAUGUUUGGAGAUUAUACGACAGAAUCCAUUGGCGCCCGAACCUUUUUUCACUUUGGCUGAAAUCUAUGAGACACGCAAUACAGAGAAGCAUUUGUAUUUUCUAACUCUUGCCGCACAUUUGAAUCCGCAUGAUCGGGAUCAGUGGAUACGUAUAUCAGAAUUGCAUAUAGCGCAGGGUAAUUUACAACGUGCACGCGUAUUUUACACCAAAGCGAUAAAAGCAAUGCCUAGAGAUUAUGAUUUACGCUUGCGUAAAGCACGCUUGCUAGAGCUGAUGGGUGAGACCCAUCUGGCAAUGUUGACUUACUUGAAAAUGUUACCACACGUACCGCGCACGGAGGCAGAUCUUUGCCUAAUGACAGCUAAAAAUGUUGCACGCCAUUUUCACGGCAUCUCAAAGCAUGCGAUUGCGCUGGAAGCUAUGGAAAGUGCUUAUCAAGAGUGUGGCGAUCAUUUCACAUUGGAAGAUCUCAAUCUCUAUAUGGACUUACUUAUAUUUAAUAAGGCUUACGCUCAGGUAUUGCGUUGUUUGCGCGCGCGUACCUCACUUGAACUGGAAACGGAGCGCGAGAGUAAUUUAGAGUUGAUUUUCUUUUGUGUCAUACCAGAUGAUUUUGUGCCCGACUUUCGUGCAAAGCUGUGUAUUAGCCUUAUACACUUGCAUGCACAUCAUCUGCUCGGCUAUCUUAUACAAAAUGUGCAUGAGCACAUUCCGCUGACAGACGAGCGUUUGGACUUGUACAUCGAUAUUGCGGAAGCGCUUAUGCAGGAGCAUAAAUAUGCAGAGGCUAUAGAAUUGCUACGUCCUAUAACAGAUGGGGAUACCAUUGAGUGUCCCGCCUUUGUUUGGUUGCGUCAAGCCGAAUGUUUACGCAAUUUAAAUCGCACAAACGAGGCGAUUGAGAGUUUCACGCGCGUUGUGGAACUGGCACCGUUUUGUUAUGAAGCGAAGUUUACAUUGUCAGCGCUGCUUAAGCAGCAGGGACGUCACAUGGAAGCAGUAAAAGCGCUUGAGCAAUCUGGCGAAGGUAAUGGUCAACCUCUAAACGCACGAUUGCUCUAUGAACGUUGUGUGAUGUUGCAGCAAAUCGGUGAAAUCGAUGAGUUUCUUGAAGUGGGGUAUGUGCUGUUGGCACGCCAUUCGAUUAAAUUGCGCAACCGCGAGGAAAUGCUGGCGGCGGCGAACGGUGGAAGCUUCUACAACGCUGAGGGGCUCAAAGUGAUACUGCAGAUGCGCAAUAUCACAGAAGACACAGAUAAGGCAUUGCAGGAAUAUAUGAAGAUACCGCAAGAUAAUUCGGAUCUCACAAUUCAGGAUGAAUAUCGGCUUUUUCUCGAGCUGAUUCGCGUGGCCUUCGAGCAUCGUAAAUUCAGUUGUAUUGAACGUCUCUGUUUUGGUAUGGUGACCACAAAACGUUUCACCGCCUAUCAUAUCGAGCUUGAACGCAUUAUAAUACUCGCGUGUUACUUUAAUGAUAAUUGCACGAUUGCUUUUUCAUAUCUGCGUGAACUAAUCUCCAAGAAUACACACAAUAUCGGAUUAUGGAAUCUACUGUCGUUAUUGGUGCAAAAGGGACAGGAUUUGCGUUACCAUCGCUAUGUCCGUCGACUGGUGCAGCGGCAGCCCACCGAUCGUCAACUGCGUAUUUUCCUAGCCCACUAUCACCUCUUUUGCUGUUCCUAUAAGUAUGCAUUAAAUAUUUAUGUGCCACUUUUCAAAGAAAAACAAUCGCCUAUUCUUGCGCUCUGCAUAGCUGUCAUCUUCAAUCAGUUGUCGCUGCAGCGCAAGGUGCUACGCAAAACUGCUGCUGUGGCACAGUCUAUCGCUUUCGCUCAGAAAUAUGCUAUAUUACGCGCUGGCGCAGAUUGGAAUGUUGGUAAUACUUUCACCAGAUCUGACGAUGAUAUUUCGUCAAGCCGGUGUAGUGCAGCAGAGCAGGAAAUUUGUUACAAUUUCGGGCGUAUUUAUCAACAGGCCGGUAUGGUACAUCUGGCAACGGAGUAUUAUGAGCGUGGUUUGGCAGCACGCCAUCCCCUUAUCGAGGAGAACGAAGAGUAUUUGGGAUUGCGACAAGAAAUCGCAUAUAAUUUGCAUUUAAUAUAUAAAGCAGCGGGAAACAUGCGCAAAGCGCGUCAAAUCCUCUAUGAACAUUGUGUUGUAUGAAGACUGCGAAAAAUAAAACGAAAGUGUGCAAAAAUAUAGACUAAACAAAACUAAAGCUGUACUACGUACAUGAACGUGCGUACUUGAAUAGGCGGGAUAUCACGUGACAUUGGUGCGCUUAUCAGAUGUGAAAAUCAAUUGGUAGUUUGUGACUCUAAUGCGUGCUACGACCUUUGGCAUUCAAACCAGCCAA
Molecule: messenger RNA, 3085 nt
Organism: Anastrepha obliqua
Lineage: Eukaryota; Metazoa; Arthropoda; Insecta; Diptera; Tephritidae
Product: general transcription factor 3C polypeptide 3
Exons: 3
Coding region: 130-2892 (920 amino acids)
Biological process (GO): transcription by RNA polymerase III
Cellular component (GO): transcription factor TFIIIC complex
Molecular function (GO): protein binding
Source: RefSeq, a predicted model, not a curated record